AUGAGCCCACCGUACCCCAUCUCUCCCACCAACAUGGCCAUUCCCGACUCCAGCUCCGCCGCCACGCCGAACAGACCAUACCCGCACAUUGAUGAUCUGAAAGAGAGGGCAAAGAUCAGCUCCGUCGACAAGAACCAAUCUCUCAACCACUUGCUCGCCGAAGCCGCAACCGCCGUCAAACAAGCCGAAAGUCUUGUCGAGUACCGCCGCCCCGAUCUUGCCUAUGUCGAAUACCUACGAGCCUUUGAGAUUGCUGUCGCCAUUAUACCCCAACAUGAACAGUACCCUAUCCUGAGCAGCCGCCGAGGCUCUCAGUUCAACCAGCACCAGUCCAUCCUCCGCAAGAUUAGUCAACUUGCCGACCGCUUCGACAAGAUCAAGGAAAUCAUCAUCAACGACAACAGGCGGAAUGCCACGCAAAAGGCCUCUGACCUGCCUGUCCGUCGCUCCUCGGUCCAAUCCUCACAUCCUGCCGUUACCAAUGGCAAUGCUGCCCUCGCCGAUCGCUUCGCCAAAUUGCGCAUGCAACCCGCUUCGGUAGACACUUCUCUUGCGAGCAGACGACUCGACUCACGCGCCUCUCUCACCUCAAGCAACGGUUCCAUCACUUCACCCACUUCCUAUAGUAAUCGCUCCUCGAUCGACUUCUCCAACUCCCCGUUCGCAAAUGGCUCCUCAGUCAGGCCUGUUGGUCCGCGGCAGAUGCCCAACGGUGCCCCAGGUCACCCGUUCGCGAAUCGCAUGACACUCGACACAUCCGUCCACGAUGCUCUACCCAUGGCUCCACCCACUGCCUAUAGUCCAGCACGCAACAUGAACACACCAAGUCACAUCGACCCUCCAAGGACCACUGCCCGUAGUAUGGUCGGAUCGGGUGGAAGGAACAACUCCGUCGCUUCGACCGCCUCCUCUUACGCCCCAGGAAACGAAGGUGAAGAAUCUGCAGGCUACUUUCCUCGCAUGUCACAAGAUCGACCACCGGCAGGUCCUCCUCGACGGAAGUCUAUACACCGUCCGACAGAAUUGCGCAUUGGACCCGAACGCCUAUACGAUUACCUCAAAAUGCACAGCGUCUUGUUGAUCGACGUCCGAAACCGACAAGAUUUUGACGAAGGCCACAUAUACGCUCAAUCUAUCAUCUGUAUUGAGCCAGCUGCACUUGAGCCCAACAUGUCUGCUGAGCAGCUCGAGGACGCACUCGUCCUAUCUCCGGAUGUCGAGCAGACCAUGUUCUACAACCGCCACAAGUACGACAUCGUUGUUUACUACGAUCACGACAUCUCGUCAGAAAGCUUCAUCCACCGUCCAACGUCAGAAAGAGAAAGAUAUUUGAAGUACUUAUACGACGCCCUCUACGAGUUCAACUCGGAAAAGCCUUUGCAGCGACCACCAAUCUUGUUGAUGGGUGGUAUUGAAGGCUGGGCAGAGUUGGUCGGCGAUCAAGCAUUGAAAAGAACCAACACUGUUGCGCAACAAAAAUCUGGCCGUCCAAUCAGAAGGGUACCAGUCGCCAGCAAGGAGUCCAGAUUAUACGUCCCCAAGAAGCGCUUACGAGAUUACAAUCCCCUGGACGCUGAAGAAGAGAGGAAAUGGCACGAGAGAGCUCGCGUCGAGAGCGUGGUUGUCGAACGGAAACCAUCUCUCGACGAAGGAGACGAGUCAUGGCAGGCCGAAAAUGGCACACCGUCCUAUCAGUCUAUUGAGGAGUUCGUCCGUCGGUUUCCUGAAGCCGGUACGCUCGAGCAGCGAUACGGAGUUCAAGAACAUCCUGCGUCAUUACUACCGGCACGACCACAGCAAGUACCGUCAUACCCAACACCUCCUCCGAAAUCAGCCAUGCCCUCAAUCCCAUCUAGACCGGUUCCUGCUGCAGCUCGUGUGUCAUAUAGCGGUGUUAGUGAUCACCGUGCUGUGUCGGCUCAGAGCACUGGUUCUACAUCUACAGAUCUACCACCAUACAUCCCUCCGAAGUACUUGCCCUCCAACUUGCGACUACCACGGACAGGUCUUGUCAACUUUGGCACUUUGGUGCAGCGAGACAACUGGAAAGGCAGCAAGGGUGUGUUACCCGAGCUAUACGCAAACUUGAUAAGGAGCAUUUGGAAAGGAGAUGUCGAGGCUAUUCGGCCAAGUACAUUACGGUCGUUCUGUGCUCGUCUCAACAGCGAGUGGGGUAUCGAUCGCCAGCAAGACGCAAAAGAGUUCUUCGAUUUCUUGCUCGAUUGUCUGCAUGAAGACUUGAACAAGAACUGGUCCAAAACACCGCUGAAAGCUCUGACAGCAGACCAAGAAGCUACACGUGAGAAAAUGCCCAAGCCGAUAGUCUGCCGAACCGAAUGGGGAAGAUAUACACAUCGCGAGCAAUCUUACCUUACACAACUCUUCGGCGGUCAACAUGCUUCCCGCCUGCGAUGCACAACCUGUCACUUCACAUCCACCACAUACGAGGCAUUUUACAGCAUUUCAGUCGAAAUUCCACGCUCUGGCGUUUCUAGCAUUCAAGACUGUCUGAGGUCGUACUGCGCAGAAGAAAGACUUUCCGGCGAUGAAGUCUGGAAAUGCCCACGUUGCAAUCGUGAACGCGAGGCCACAAAACAAAUAACCAUAACCCGCGCGCCCCAAUUCCUGGUCGUCCACUUCAAACGAUUUUCUGCUGGUAGAGGCGAGUCUGCUCGCAAAGUCCGUACGCCCAUCGAUUUCCCUCUCAAGAACUUGGAUAUGUCGCCGUAUAUGCUCCCUUCACCCACAGAACAAGAUUCUCAUCUCAUCUCCAAGCAAUACGGAGUUGAUGCUCUGAAGUCCGAUCCAACCAUGCAGUCGCCGUAUUUGUAUGACGCCUACGCAGUCAUGAGACACAUUGGCACCACCCUCACUUCUGGCCAUUAUACGUGUCUUGCCAAAGAUCGAGCGAGGAAUUGCUGGAGACAGUUCAACGAUACUUGGGUUGGUGACUUUGAUCCCGAAAGGUUGAGUGAGAGGGAUCGGUUGCAGAACGAGAUGGCGUAUAUAAUAUUCUUUGAGCGAAAAUCGGGUAGUUGA
Aureobasidium vineae is the source of this 3039-nucleotide messenger RNA. The record is from the annotation of a GenBank genome assembly. Lineage: Eukaryota; Fungi; Ascomycota; Dothideomycetes; Dothideales; Saccotheciaceae.